Molecule: messenger RNA, 1872 nt
Organism: Trichoderma virens Gv29-8
Lineage: Eukaryota; Fungi; Ascomycota; Sordariomycetes; Hypocreales; Hypocreaceae
Product: putative Pfs NB-ARC and ankyrin-domain-containing protein
Exons: 2
Coding region: 1-1872 (623 amino acids)
Molecular function (GO): protein binding
Source: RefSeq, a predicted model, not a curated record
AUGUGGAACCGGGGAAACGAAAUUGAACGCGCUACCGAAGGGACAUGCGAGUGGCUGCUCAAGCAUGAGUCGUAUAUUAACUGGGCCGCAGUUACCAAAGGCCUGCUCUGGAUCAAGGGGAAACCAGGCGCCGGGAAAUCUACGCUUCUCAAAUAUGCCCUGAGUAAACGGCGAGAUAUACCCAGUGCAAGAGACGACGAUGUUGUCCUGUCUUUCUUCUUCCAUGGCCGUGGUGACACUCUUCAAAAGACUCCAUUUGGCUUUUUGCGAUCUAUCCUUCAUCAGGCCCUCGAGAAAGCCCCUGAAGCAUUGUCAGAACUUGUCAAUGCCUAUGAACAGAAAUGCAAGAUAAUGGGUAAUUAUCCUGAAAAGUGGCAGUGGCAUCUGGAAGAACUGUGGAGUUUAUUUGAAUCGUCUCUUCCAAAGAUCUUGGAAGAUCGCUCACUUUGGUUGUUUGUCGACGCGCUAGACGAAUGUGGCGAAGCUCACGCAAAAUAUCUUGUCCAGAAAUUCAAGUCUUUGCUCGAGAGAUUAGCGCCGCUCCCCAUUUGGGUUCAUUUCCACAUUUGCUUUAGCUGUCGUCAUUAUCCAAUUCUAAGUUCUCCGGGUCUGUUUGAGGUAUGCCUUGAAAUGGAGAACAAAACUGACAUUUCGACCUACGUGCAAUCUGAGCUCGAUCUAUCUUCUUUUGAGGAGCCGACACCAUCCGUGAUUCAGAAUCUGAUAAUUUCUCGUGCUUCCGGUGUCUUCUUGUGGGCACAAUUAGUCGUGAAUCAAGUUCGGAGUCUUGACCAGGAUGGUGCUGGGCCAAACAAGAUCGAGGCGACUAUUCGUUCUAUUCCUGAAAGUCUUCAUGACCUAUACAAAAACCUUAUACUGGGCAUGGAGUCAUCCUCUUUAAAACUAAUUCAAUGGGUCUGCUUUGCAAUGCGGCCUUUGUCAACAAAAGAGCUACGAUGGGCAAUGGUCAUCGACGCCAGAUAUCCGUCAUUGCAGGAGUGUCAAAAGGCGGAGGAUUAUAUACCUGAUAGCAGACGAAUGGGUCAACAAGUAAUAAAGCUUAGUCGGGGACUUGCUGAAGUUACUCCGGGACCAGAUGAGCACGUCGUCCAGUUUAUUCAUCAGUCUGUCAAAGACUUCUUCACGGAUGAGGGCCUAAAAGCCCUGGAUGACAGAUCAACAUCGAACGAGAUGGCCAUUGGAAUGGCACAUUUUCAACUGUCUAGAACCUGCAUACGCUACCUCAAGAUGGAGGAAAUUAGCCAAUCAGCAAGCUAUGAGGGUCGCGAAUUAGAAGCUGAUUUUUCGUUUUUGCACUAUGCCACGACUUCAUGGGUGUCACACUUACAACAAAGUGAUGCUAUGGAUGUUCCUCAGGCAAAUAUUCUAGAGCUAUUUAAAUGGCCAUCAAACGAGAUCGUCGAACUGUGGACGCGCGUUUUCAUUAAUAUCGAGGAAUAUUCUGAACAUUGUCCACCAACAGAGACUACUCUUGCACAUAUUGCGGCGAGGUAUCGCAUUGUGGGAGUAUUGACAGCCAUUCUAGCAAGCGAUAGUCAAGUUACUAUCAAUUUCGACUCAAAAGAUGGAUAUGUCCGGACGCCGCUGUCGUGGGCUACAGAGAACGGGCACGAGCCUGUGGUUAAGCUGUUGCUUGAUGCAGGGGCUGAGGUUGAUUCAAAAGAUGACAACGACCGGACGCCGCUGUCGUGGGCUACAGAGAACGGGCACGAGCCUGUGGUUAAGCUGUUGCUUGAUGCAGGGGCUGAGGUUGAUUCAAAAGAUGACAACGGCCAGACACCGCUGUCGUGGGCUGCGGAGAACGGGCACGAGGCUGUGGUCAGGUUACUUGAGUCGUUUAUCUUAUCUUAG